AUAUGGGUAGAUCUGUAGAACAAAGUGGGGAGGGGGGGGACAAUGUUUACCUAAAAUUGGAGAAUUCUGUGUUCAAUGACACUGACAGAAUCUGGAAAGAAGAAUAAAGUUAACGUUUCAGGUCAAGUCUUCUAGAUACUGCCUGGCCUGCAGACUACUACCAACAUAUCCUAUUUGUAUAGAUGCCAGAUGUUGGAGUGACUCAGCGGGCAGUAUCUGGAUAGAAGGAAUGGGUAACGUUUCGGGCAAGACACUUCAGAAUAUUUGUAUUUUGGAAGAUGGACACAAAAAGCUGGAGUAACUCAGCAGGACAGGCAGCAUCUCUGGAGAGAAGGUAUGGGUGACGUUUCGGGUCGAGACCCUUCUUCAGAAUAUUUGUAUUUUGGAUUUGUAGUCUCUUCCACAGAUGUUGCCUGACCCUCUGAGUUCCUCUCACACUUUGUUUUUGUUCUAACAGCUGAAGUACUCUUUGAAGUAACUCCGGACUACAAAGUCGCCACAGCCAGACAUAAAAGCAGCUUUUCUCCUCGAGCAGUAGCUCUCCUCGUCUAUAGCCUCCUUUUGCUCUGGUAUUUUAUAUUAUUCUUCACAUGUUUUAUUUUUAAUUGUCUAGUGUCUAUCGUGUUAUCCUCGCGAGCAAAGCACCAAGGCAAAUUCCUUGUAUAUACAUGUAUACACAUACUUGGCUAAUAAUCAAUUCAAUUCAAUUCACUCCAGGACCCUGCUCCUGAUUUUGUUGAGGCGAUUCCGGUCCAGUUGCUGUGGUGACUGGUGCUCCAGGCCGGGUUUUGGUGUAGGUUUCCCAUCCGAUCCACACUGGGGAUUCCGGUGCGGCGGCCGCUGUGCUCCAGGCCGGGUUUUGCGGCCAACCCCGUCCAUGCUGGGUAUUGUCCGCGAGUGGCGGCGACUCGUCUCGUCUCUCGGCUCCGCUCGACUCGACUCGUCCACCGACUUCUCCCCGACCCACGGCGGCCAGGCGGCGGCGUUGGCGGGCGCCCCAGGCCCAGGCCCAGGCAGGCGAUGGCGGAGCGCCCACUGCGGCUCCUGUUGCUGGCGCUGGCGCUGGCGGCUGUGAGCGCGGCCCGGAGCUCAGAAACUGUCGGCCGAAGAUUCACGCUUUUCUACUUCACGGUGGAGCCAGCAGACACGCUCGCGAUACGAGGAGCAUCAGUUAUACUGAACUGUUCAGUCUUCGCUGAACCCAAGGCCAGAAUUGAAUGGAGAAAAGAUGGAAUUCAUCUAAUUUCAGAUGAACGCAGACAGAUGCUUCCAGAAGGUUCACUGUUGAUACACAGUGUGGUACAUUCGAAGCACCACAAACCUGAUGAGGGAUUUUAUCAGUGUGUGGCCACCAUCGACAACCUGGGCACAAUCGUGAGCAGGACUGCCCGGAUGACAGUAGCAGGUCUUCCUCGGUUCAGCGGUCAGCCAGAUGGGGUCUUUGUGCACGAAGGCGACACUGCCCUGCUGGGAUGCGAGGUGAAUGCUGAUCUCGUUCCAUUUGUGCGGUGGGAACAUAACCGGCAGCUUGUGGCGGUGGAAGGCAGGUUCCUGAAACUGCCCAGUGGUACCUUGGAGAUCAGCAACACCUCCAGCAAUGACGCUGGGUCUUACCACUGCUCUGUGGAAGCCGCAGGUUCUUCCAAGACAAGUGAAGAGGUGUUCCUCACCGUUUUGCCAGAAAUGGAUGCGGAUCGGGAGGCGACAUUUCUCCAGAAACCUGCCUCCGUUAGUAAGGUGGCAGGCCAGUCACUGAUAUUGCCAUGUGUGGUGUCUGGCUACCCAACACCCACCGUUCAGUGGCUCCACCAUGACGAGAUCAUCUGGGAAAGGUCCCAGCGGGUGGCGUUGGUUGGCAGUGGCAGUCUGCAGAUCAGUGACAUGGUGGAGGAUGAUGCUGGGGUGUAUGAGUGUGUGGCAGAGUCUGGGAACCAGACCAUCCGAGCCCAGGCUGAGCUCAGCGUCCAAGUCCCCCCUCGCUUUCUGAAACAACCUAUGAACAUUUACGCUCACGAGUCCAUGGACAUUGUGUUUGAGUGUGAAGUGACGGGCACACCAGUGCCCACCGUGAAAUGGAUCAAGAACGGCGACAUGGUGAUCCCGAGCGACUACUUCAAGAUUGUUAAUGAGCGAAACCUGCAGGUUCUUGGUCUUGUGAAGUCCGACGAAGGUCUGUACCAGUGUGUGGCAGAGAACGGUGUGGGGAACCGGCAGGCCAGUGCCCAGCUCAUCAUCCUGGAGCAUGAUGUUCCCAUCCCUACUGUUCCCCCCACCCCACUGACCAGUGCCACUGCUGACCAUCUAGUGACGGCCACUGCUGGACUGCUGCCCUCUGCACCCCGCGAUGUUGUGGCGCUGCUGGUCUCCACCCGCUUCAUCAAGCUGACGUGGCGACCUCCUGCUGAACCCAACGGCGAGAUCCUCGCCUACACCGUCUAUUACGCCAAGGACGGCGCCAACAGGGAACGUGUGGAAAACACGAGUCGACCGGGUGAUCUGGAAGUGACGAUCAGAGAUCUGAUGCCGGAAGUGAAGUACGUGUUCCGUGUAGUGGCUCACAACAAGCAUGGAGCAGGGGAGAGCUCGGCCCCCUUCAGGGUGGCCACCCAGCCCGAAGUCCAAGUGCCAGGAGCUGCCCAGAAUCUGGUAGCACAAGCGAACUCUGCCACCUCGAUCACUGUCAUAUGGCAGGAACCUCACUCUGACAACGGGCCCAUCAACAACUACAAGCUCUACUACAUGGAGAACGGGGCUGGCAGUGAGCAGGAUGUGGAUGUGGGAGCUCUGUGGUACACCAUGAAUGGGCUGAAGAAGUUUACAGAGUACAGCUUCAGGGUGGUGGCGUACAACAAGCAUGGUCCCGGCGUCUCCACAGAGGAGGUGGUGGCCACCACCUAUUCAGGAGCCCCCAGUGCACCCCCUCAGAACGUCACGCUGGAGGUCCGUAACUCCAAGAGCAUCGUGGUACACUGGCAGCCUCCGCCCCCAGGGACACACAACGGCGUGAUCACCGAGUACAACAUUCGGUACAAAAAGGCCGGUCGCCGGGGGGAGACAGACUCCACGGGAGGGAACCAGCUCUCUCAGACUAUCGAUGGGCUGGAGCGUAACACCGAGUACAGUUUCCGAGUGUCCGCGAUCACCGUUAACGGCACGGGGCCAUCAUCAGACUGGGUGUCUGCCGAGACAUUUGAAAGUGACCUGGACGAGUCGCGGGUUCCGGACAAGCCCAGCUCUCUCCAUGUGCGCCCUCUGGUCAACCACAUCGUGGUGAGCUGGACCCCGCCUGAAGACCAGGACAUCGUGGUGAGGGGUUACGCUAUCGGUUACGGCAUUGGCAGCCCCCAUGCAGAGACCAUCCGCGUUGACUACAAGCAGCGUUACUACUCCAUUGAGAACCUGGAGCCCAACUCUCACUAUGUGAUCACACUGAAGGCCUACAACAAGGUCGGAGAGGGCAUCCCCCUGUACGAGAGUACGGCCACCAGACCACUAACCGAUGUUUAUUUAUUUGAUCUUUUCAAUAAUCCAUACACUCCAGUACCAGACCCCAGCCCCAUGAUGCCCCCGGUCGGUGUACAGGCCACUGUGUUGACCCACGACACUAUCCGUGUUACCUGGGCAGACAGCUCGCUGCCCAAGAACCAGAAGAUUACCGACUCCCGCUUCUACACCGUGCGCUGGAAAACCAACUACCCCGCCAACACCAAGUACAAGACGGCAGACACCAACACACUGAGCUACAUUGUCUCGGGCCUGAAGCCCAACACUCUCUACGAGUUUUCUGUGAAGGUGACGAAGGGUCGGAGGUCGAGCACCUGGAGCAUGACGGCACACGGGACCACGUUUGAAACGGUGCCCACAUCUCCCCCCAAGGAUCUGACCGUGGUCAGCAAGGAGGGCAAGCCCAGAACCAUCAUCGUCAACUGGCAGCCACCGUCAGAGGCCAACGGCAAGAUAACAGGCUACAUCAUCUACUAUAGCACGGACAUCAAUGCCGAGAUCCAUGACUGGGUGAUAGAGCCGGUGGUUGGGGACAGACUCACUCACCAGAUCCAGGACCUAACGCUCGACACCACCUACUACUUCAAGAUCCAGGCCCGCAACUCCAAGGGCAUGGGCCCGCUGUCCGAGUUUGUGCAGUUCCGUACGCCGAAAGCACCAGGAUCUGGCAAACUCGGCAAACACCCGCCAUCCAUGGACUUGGGCACCGACACGAGGCACUCCAUCGGUGGUCACAACAGCCCCCACGGCAGCCCCACCUCCACCCUGGACAGUAACAUCAUGCUGAUCAUCAUCAUCUCUGUCGGCGUCUUCACCAUCAUCAUGGUGGUCAUCAUCGCCUUCAUCUGCACCCGCAGGACCAACUACCAGCAGAAGAAGAAACGAGCUGCUUGUAAAGCUGCCAAUGGAUCCCACAAGUACAAAGGCAACUCGAAGGAUGUGAAGCCCCCAGACCUGUGGAUCCAUCACGAACGUCUGGAGCUGAAGCCGAUCGACAAGUCCCCCGAUCCCAACCCCGUCAUGACCGACACCCCCCCCAUUCCCCGCAAUUCCCAGGACAUCAGCCCCGCGGACAACGUGGACAAAGACCACACGCGCAGGAACUCUUACCUGGGCCGGGGUCAGGAAGAUGGCGUCUCAUCUAUGAGCAGUCGGCGGGGACUGCGACCCAAGAUCAUGAUGCCCUUCGAUGCUCAGCCUCCACAGCCUGUGAUUAGUGCCCAUCCCAUCCAUUCACUCGACAACCCUCAUCAUCAUCACCACUGUGACGGGCCUUCCUCCCCAACCCGCAGCUACCUCCGCCACCAGAUGGCCACCCGCCCACUCGCCUCUUCAUUAGACAGGGCCAAUUCCACAGAAUCAGUACGGAACACCCCGAACAGCGACAUGUCACCGGCACUGAGCUCACAGACUCACACCGUGGACAGCCUGGAGACAGACGUGCCAAGCGUCACCUACCUGCCCGGCUCACAGGACGAGGACUCUAACCGCAGCGUCCCCACUGCCCACGUCCGCCCCUCACACCCUCUCAAGAGCUUUGCGGUCAUCGCCAUCCCUCCGGCCAGCACCGGCUACGAGGCAGCCUCGUCCAGCACACCACUGUUGGCCCAGGCGGGGGCCAAUCCUCAGGUUCAUUCAGUGAAGACGGCAUCCAUAGGCACAUUGGGUCGUAGCCGAUCCCCGAUGGCUGUCACCGUGCCCAGUGCCCCAGAUGUGGCUGAAUCUGCCAAGAUGCUGGAAGACUCCGACACUAACUACAGCCCAGAUGAGCUGAAUGAAGAAAUGGCGCACCUCACGGGCUUAAUGAAGGACCUCAACGUUAUCACCACAGCAUAGAUCGGAGUUCCAUCAGUCACUCAAACUGAACCCGGAGCGGGUGUGCGCAAGUACACAAGACUCCCGGAGGGCCGACUGCAACAUGACGUCAUGUGUUAAGUCUCGUGGGAAAUGCCUUUGUCAUAAUUUCAGUCCAGUGGAUCCAGACUUGUGGAUGUCAUGCAAAUCCAAUCAAGGGCUUGGAAUCUGAUGAGCCUAGACUCUGAUGGACCCCUGCUGGUUUGGAAAUGUACUGCAGGUACCGAUAUAGUGUUGGACAUUCGAUAUCGUCUAUUUACUGCGUGUUUACGUUGUUGGUGUUAUAAAGAGAAUGUUGAAUUGUUACUUUGGCAUCCAGAUGUGACAUUUGACCGCCUCACCAUCAGCUGGUGUAAGAUGCUUCAAUAACAUGGCCAUUUCCUGCUUCCUACGCAUCGCACUCGGACUGCAAUAAAACUGCCACCGUAUCCGCACUCAUCACUGUGAUCUGUCAGCAAUCCCUGCUGGACUUGGCAAGUUCGCUGAUUAAAGCACAAUUAGAAAGAUGCAACCAGCACAAUCUAUCCACAAGGAGGCUCGGCAAGACUCAAAGCACAUUGGUUUAAGCAAACGUGUGCAGCAACUGACAUUUUAUAUGAAGACUGUCUUUAUGUAUUCUACUGGAGAAUCAUUUAGCCAUAAGGAGAAAGAUAAGCUCGCCCUACCCUGGGGUAUGCUUGCACGAUCUUUAUUAAACCUAUCAGUCAGUUUUGAUUAUAUAGCCAGCAUUAAACCCUCAAAUCCAGUUUGAGUUCCUGCCCUCAUUAAUUGUGUUGUGGGUAGGUUUCAGUGGACUGGGCUGAACUGGUCCCAGGUAUAUGGAUCUCAAACCAAUCCCAUCAAUCUGCUUCUGAUGAGGUUAUAUGUUAAACCAUAUAUGGGUUCAGUUACAGGAAGCUCUCUCCAUCUCAUUCUCCCCAUAUCAUUGUACUUGCUUCUACAGUCAUGGUUUUACUAUGUUUGUGAAUAUUGCUUCCUAUGUACAUCUCCAUGAAUGUUAAUAUAACUGUUUAAGGAAAUUUAUUGUAAUGAAUAUAACUGAACGAAGCUGUUGUGAACGUUUAGAGAACAUGCCCCUGUUGUAGGCAGUCAGAUCUGUUUUGCACUUUUUCCAUCUUUUACAAAGAACCUUUUUCUUUCUGGCCUGUGUUCAGAAUUGGGAAACCUCUGGUGUACUUCUGUAGUGUCUUCAUUAGCAAAAGCAACUUCUGUUUCCACGGACACCGAAGGUGCAGAUUGUUUAUUAAUCAAGAUUGUAGAAAUGAUGCAAACUACUGUAGUUUUAUGUACAAAGAACUUUGCUAGUAGCAUACUUAGUGGCUUUUUUUAAACUUCAUGUUCUAAUGUAAUAUUGGAAUUCCAAUACAUUUUGUAUUCAACCAUUAGGAAGAA
Leucoraja erinaceus (little skate) is the source of this 6750-nucleotide messenger RNA. Its product is annotated as neogenin-like. Gene Ontology annotation, molecular function: protein binding. NCBI's taxonomy places the organism in Eukaryota, Metazoa, Chordata, Chondrichthyes, Rajiformes, Rajidae. Gene Ontology annotation, biological process: cell-cell adhesion. Gene Ontology annotation, cellular component: membrane. The record is from RefSeq and is a predicted model, not a curated record.